Molecule: messenger RNA, 542 nt
Organism: Drosophila innubila
Lineage: Eukaryota; Metazoa; Arthropoda; Insecta; Diptera; Drosophilidae
Product: corticotropin-releasing factor-binding protein-like
Exons: 2
Biological process (GO): negative regulation of corticotropin-releasing hormone receptor activity; hormone-mediated signaling pathway; negative regulation of corticotropin secretion
Molecular function (GO): corticotropin-releasing hormone binding
Source: RefSeq, a predicted model, not a curated record
UUUGUCCCAUCGCAUGCAGCUUGCAAUGUUCUCGUCCAGGACACCGCCGCCGUUUAUAAGAUAUCCAACUUUGGACAUCCUCGCAACUGUACGCUCUCCGCACUCUUUCCGGCCGCUGUUUCCCUGGGAAAUCUGCGCAUUGGCAGCAAGAGUGUGCGGGCUCAGGAGAAAGUAAACUAUGAUUGUCAUUUGCUUGAGGAUCGCUUGGAGAUUGGAGGCUCCGCCGGGUUGGACAGCACAAGCAUGGAGCAGGCGAGCGCUGUCUGCGGAGCAACCGCCGAAUUGGGACCGGAGCAGGCAAUCUUUUGUGGCGUGACCAGUGUGCGAUUAGUGUCCACGGGACGCUAUCAGAACCAGGCAGCUGUCAUUGUACGAAAGGCCGAUGAACAUGAUCUGGACAUUGCCACACUCAUGUGUGCGCUCUAAGGAAGCUAACCAUGAUGAUGAUUAUGAUGAUGAUAAUGAUAACGGGGACGAGGCCGGCACAAUGAUUACAAUUUCACGUUUGUAAAUAUGUAUGUGGUUGGAUAUGUAUGUACAAA